AUGUUCGAUGAACAUUUAAACUGUAUCAAUCGUCAAUAUCAUAGAAGAAAAGAUGAUCAUCAAUAUCGUCGUCCUUUGGUCGUUAACAACACUUCAUCGAAUUUUCGAUCCACUAUUCUCACCAACAAUUAUCAUCACUAUAUGAAACGUUAUCAACAUCAUAUAUCAAAUUUGUCCUCGUCGAAACAACAAAUGAUGAUCGGCGUUGACCCUAAGCAUUCUAUAGAACUUAUGCAACAACAACAACAAGAACAAACGACGUUGUCAUCUUCAUUUGUCAAUCAUCUGAAGUCCUCUAUUACAGCAGAUUCUUGUUCUGGUAUUUAUGAUAAUAAUAAUCAUUAUCAUCAUCAAAAAAAAAUUAUUUCAUCAUCACGAAUUAGACUUGGCCUACGUUGUUUAUGUCCAUUCAAUGACAAGCAAAGGCAAUUAUUCGAUGAGAUAUUCUCUAAUAAUGAACAGACAACGAACAUUAGUGAACGUAUACUUGACGAAUGUAUAUCACGUUUAACAAAGAAUUCUUGCAAUACAUUACUUAUACUUUGUGGACAUUAUCGAGAAGUUCAUCAACUUCAAACUAUAAUUCUAUCAUCAUCAUUUAUACGCUUAGAUAAUUUUGUUAAUAAUAAUCAAGAUAAAGAUUUAAUUCUUCGUAUUAGUGUACAAAAAUUUUUAAAUCAUAAAACAUCGGAAAUAAAUUAUUUAUUAUCAACAAAAGAUUCUUUGGUUUCAUCUCAAAAUGAAACAUGUCAAUAUUUAAAUAAUCUUUGUUCAAAUCAUCGAUAUAAUCCAUUAUUAAUUACAUUUCAUCUUAUAUAUCGUUCAACAAAUACAAAUCAAGCACAAUUUCAUAUACUUUUUACCAAUGAUAAUGAUAAUGAAAUAGGAAACGAACAAUUUUCUGAUAUUUUUAUGUCAUUAGCAUUAUCAUUCUCGUCAAAUAGACAGAAACAAUCAUAUAAUACAUUGAAAAAGCGUAAUCUAACGAUCGAACAAUCAUUAUCAUCAUUAUUACGUCGAUAUAUAUUAAAUAAUAUAGAACAAUAUUCAGAAAAUUUUUUAUAUUUAUUUGCAAAUGUUAAAAAUGAUAAACAAUUAAAAUAUUGGAUGAAAAUUCAACGUCUAUUUCGAAUAAAACAACAUCGAUUGAAAAUGUCUCAAGAUCGUACUGAUUCAUCAUCUGUUGAAACAGUCAUAAAUCAUAAUAAUGAAGAAAUAUGGAUUGAUGGUCCAUUAAGUUCAAUAAAUUCAAAAAAAACUGAAAUAUGGAUUGAUGGUCCAUUUGAAUAUCAUUCUCCAAUAAAUAAAUAUCAUCGUAAAAAAUCAAAAUCAAAAAUACAUUCAAAAUCAAUUCGUCAACAUACAUCUAAAUCUAAAAAUUCUAUUCUUUUAUCAAAACCAUCAUUUCUAUCAUCAACAAUUAUAGAAAAAGAUAAUGAUGAAUCAUCAUCAAUAACAAAUUUUGAUAAUGAAUCAAUAAUUAGUUCACAUUGUCAUUUACCUGUAUUACCAGUAUUUAAAGAUCAUACAUUAAUACCAUUUCGUUCGAAUGAAUUAUUCGAUAUAAAAAAAUCAUUAAAAAAUGAUUUUAAAUCUAGUACAAAUAAAUUAAAUGAUGAUAUGGAAAUAUUAGAAAAAACACUUGAAACAUUAUUAAUUCCAUCAUCAAUUAAUAAUGAUAAACAACAAUCCAUAAUAUCUCAAUCAUUAAAUCAUAUUGAUCAAUUAUCAUCAUAUAUGUCAAAUGAUGAAAAAACUAAACGUUUAUCAAGAAUUAUCUCUCCAACACGUUUUAAUCAAGUAUUUAAUAAUAAUCAAUUAUCAGAAAAUCUUCAUUAUUCAUCAAUCGGUUUAUCAGUACCAAAUUCACCUGUGAUUAAAUCUCAAAAUCGUCAAUCACGAACACCAUUAAACUCAAUACCAAAUACGCCUCAUCAUUUAUUACCAUUAUCAUCAUCAUCAACAAUAAAAAAAUCGAAAAAUCUUUCCGAAUCAAAUCGUCCAACACGUCCAUCAAUUUUUCAACGUUUAUUUGGUUUACGUUCAUCAUCAAUUCCACCACAAUCAUUAAUACCAACUGUUAUUGAAUCUUCACCAUUAAUAUCACCAUUAACAGUUACAUUAGAUUCACAUGAUGAUCUAAUGCCAUUAACAACAAGUAGUACAGCAUCAUCAGCAUCGGGACGUGCUAGUUCAAGUGGUUAUGAAUCUAUGAGUAAUACAACAUUUGAAGAAAUGAUUUCAUCAAUACCAAUUAUUAUGAAUAAUGAAAAUAAUUCAAUUAAAUUAAGAAAUAAAUCAAUACGAAAAGAUGAACGACGUUCAAAUCCUAAUACAUCAUGGAAUAGUCCAAUUCUUCGUGAUAAAUCUCAUCGUCAACAACGUAUAUCACAAUUAAAACAUCGUCAAAAUGAAUUAAAACUUGAAUUAGCAAUGACAAAAACAUUUUUACUAAUGGAUAAAAAUAAAAAUUUUGAAUAUAAUGAUUCUUUUAAUUCCACAAUAAAUAAUAAUCCAAUCCAUACAAUUAUGUCAAAUACAAAUGAAGAAGAGGAACUUGAAAGAGACAUUGAACAUUUAGAAAGACGUUUAGCAUCAGCUAAAUCACUAUUAAAUCAUAGUACAUAUAAAAGAAAAUAA
Rotaria sordida is the source of this 2640-nucleotide messenger RNA. Lineage: Eukaryota; Metazoa; Rotifera; Eurotatoria; Philodinida; Philodinidae. The record is from the annotation of a GenBank genome assembly.